AUGGAUAAAUACUUAAAAGAAGGAAAGAAUUUAGUAAAGACAUCGUUAAAGAAGAGUCCCGAUGCAGGAUCUUCACCUGCUACUACUACACCACCAUUGUCACCAACUCAAGAAAGAAUCAAUGGCAAUCUAUCAAGAAAGGAUGCUAAAAAGGUAACCAAGAGAAGAACACUUGUUCACCCUGUAUUCUAUAUAAAGUUUUUCAAAGGUUUCAUUACCUUUUUUAAGGGAUUCUACUUAUCAAUCAAUACCAAAGAGAUUAGAAAGACCUAUUUUGAAACAUUAAAGAUUAUGUUGAUUAUGAUGGCAUCGGUUUAUUUGGCAUUGACUCUACUAUCAUUCCCAGUGAUGGCAUUGAUGGGAUUGUUUACAAAACUUGGCUUGGGUCACUUUGAAACGAUACAGAUCCACUUUACACCACUUAAUCUUCUCUCCAAGAUUGCCUUUUUCAUCCCAAUGGUCUUUAUUGGUGUACUUCGUUAUGUCUUGCCAUCCUACAACGAGGACAUGUUUUUCAAUGUGAUGGCCUCACAAAACAAACAAUUGGCAGAGUUUCUCAAAGAGUCACCAGUCGUCAAACAGUAUCCAUUCAGUGGCUACAUGAUCCGUUUUGGAAAGAUGGCCUUGUUUGGUGGUGUUGUCUACUUGUUCUCGAUGGUCCCUUAUAUCGGUACCUUUGUAUUGGCAGCUUCCAACUUUUACUAUGCCUAUCAACCACUUGGCAUGGGUAUGUCUUUUAUCCUAUCAGUCAUCUCUCUUCAUCCAAGUUUAAAGAGUCAUUCUGCAUACAUGCUCAAAGCACUCAUGGCCAGUUAUUCUCUUGGUAAAGAAUUAUUAGAAGUUUAUUAUUGUCGUGUACCCGAUGCAAAACAAGAGAUUUAUAUUAAUCGUAGAUUCUUUGGAUGGUUAUUUGGAUUCUCAAUUAUUUCAAUGUAUGUUUUAUCGAUUCCAUAUGUUGGUAUCUCGCUUUGGGGUGUUAUCCAAGGUUCAGCUUCAUUCCUAGUUAUUCGUAUUCUUGAAAGAAACAAAUUCAAAGAAGAUGUACAACAUGAUACAUCUAUUAUUCAUCUAUUUGGUGAACAAUGUGUCACAGCUGCUGAACACCAUAAAGUAUUCUAA
Molecule: messenger RNA, 1119 nt
Organism: Cavenderia fasciculata
Lineage: Eukaryota; Evosea; Eumycetozoa; Acytosteliales; Cavenderiaceae
Exons: 3
Coding region: 1-1119 (372 amino acids)
Source: RefSeq, a predicted model, not a curated record